This is a messenger RNA of Spirodela intermedia, 5226 nucleotides long. Lineage: Eukaryota; Viridiplantae; Streptophyta; Magnoliopsida; Alismatales; Araceae. The record is from the annotation of a GenBank genome assembly.
AUGGACCAGGUAAGUAUGACUGCUCUCAUUUCAUGUUGUCAUGUAAUCGGCGGGGUUUCUGUCAGCCUUCUCCAUUCAGGUAGCAUUUGGUGAACAGUAUGAGAAGGUCGAGAAGAUUGGGGAGGGGACUUAUGGCGUGGUGUACAAAGCUCGCGACCGCCUGACUAAUGAGACCAUAGCUCUAAAGAAGAUCAGGUUAGACCAGGAGGACGAGGGUGUUCCAAGCACUGCUAUCCGAGAGAUCUCCCUCUUGAAAGAAAUGCAGCAUGGCAACAUAGUCAGGUUCUAUUUAUUAUAGUAUAUUUUAUUUCCUUGCGUUCUCUACUGUGUAAAAGAGUUCCUUGCUGAGCACACUUACCCGUGGGAUUUUUUUUUUACUCUUUUCUAAAUUUAAACUAUUGAAGAUCUUCUCAUCUAAGUCAAACGCGAAGUAUUUGAAACCAUUUCUGCUGACGAUCUCUUGAUAAUUCGUAUGAAACAAGAUGAUUCGCUGUCACACUAAUCAUAUCGACUCAACUUGCUCUAAAAUUGACGAGUUUGCUUGGUCCUCUGCUGAUGACUUUGAUUUGGUUGCUGCAUUUUCUCUAUUCGGAUAUGAUCUGUUUGGGUCGAGUGAAUUUGAUGAUAUUUUUAUUGAUAGUUUUCUACUCAUCAUGUUUCUUUUAGUUUCUAGUUCAGAGCAUUGUUAUCACUAUCAUGACUGCUAUGAUCUGUCCUAUUGAUUGUAAUGCAUUAUGCAAAACAGACGAUAUGAAACUGAUAAAAUAAAUAUGUUGAUGCCGCUUAAGGUUGUGGUUGAUGGCUUAGGGAUAGGCUUUUGUCAAGUUUGCUCAUUGGGGAAAUCUACAAUUUGCACGCAUUUAUAAGAAAUGAUGUAUUUUUAAACGUGUUAUUUCAUGUAUAUUGCUAAGAUUCCUUCACUGUAAAAGGAGGCAUAAUGUUACUAUCUGUUUUAUCAUUAAAGCUCCUUGUCUGAAAUGAUGCGUAAUUCUGUGGGCCAGAUGGAAGCUACUGUGCAUGAGAGAAUUGGGCUGAACAAAGAGUUUUGAUAAAUGUUUUUUCAAGUGGUCCUCCCAGGUUCGUUUUGAUUAAAAGAAAAAUGUAAAACCAUGUGAGUCAAGGCAGGUUACCCUCGAACUUGUAUACUAAAGUAGCAUUAUGUUUGAACCUGUUGACUUGAGAAAAGUGAACCUGUUGUGCUCGGUAUACUGUGUUCUUUCCUGUGCUGAAUAGGGUACUCCUCUUUACUCUAGUUUGGCUUCCCUAGAAACUCGAGCGAUUGCCUCACUUAGUUCCAUUCUUGGUCCAAUUCUUUUAAACGAAUUCCCCAGAAUAUCCAAAAUUCAUGGCUCGACAUCUCUCUAUUAUUAACUUCCUUCUGUAUGAUGAGCAGUUUCAAUGGUCUAUCAGUGGGUGAUGUAAAAUUUGAUAACAAGAGGGGAUUUCCUCAUGUCAUGGACCAUGUAAUGGUUUGACUGCAUCUUAUUGAUUAGGACUUUUGAGUUUGCUGCUUACCUCUCAUGGUGUUCGUUCUUUCCUUUUCACGUUUCUUUGGUGAUACCUACCUAGUUUUUGGUCGUGCACAAGUCCUGGAUGAAAUGAUGGAAAAUGGUUUUUUGGUUGUAAGUAUUAUUUGCCAUGAGUGAAACAUUCAUGAUGUCUAGUCGAAUGUAAAGAUUGACAAUUCAGUAUUAUUUCCCCACUUUUUCAUCAGGAAAAGAAGAAGGAACCUUCCCAAAUUCUGUAGCCAGUAUUCUUCUAUUCUAAACUAAUUUUCUUUCAAUCAGCUUUAUUUUCUACUUGUUCCAGUCCUCUUUUCUGAUUAUUGUGGAUUCUAGGAAGUGUAAUGUCUCCUUCUGCUCCUAGACUUAUCCUUUAAUCCACAGUAGAUGAAUUAAAAGGAUAAUUUAUUACUUUUACCAUGCAGAGAUUGAUGAUUCCUUUUGGGGUGUAAUCGGGUUAUGAAUUUGGUAGCCCACGGUUUCAUCAUCAUAAGGAUAACAUUAAGAUUAAUGGUCCUAUCUUUUGGUUUUUUUGUUUGUGCGCAAACGUGCUUGUCUACUCGUGUGUACGUGUGUGCUUGGAUGGAUCGGAUUUGCGUGUCUGUGCAUGUGCACGUAUUACCAUUUUUCUCCAAACUUCUAACAAUGAUAGCUGUGCCUUCGUAUCUGUGGUUGGGGCUGCACAUUCAAGAGUUGGCAUACAUGUGUAUGCAUCUGUGUAAGUGUCUGUUCUUCGUGUAUGCAUCUGUGUACAUGUGUGUUCUUCAAAAACUCUGGGACAAUUAUCUUAUUUGUGCCGAUGCUCACGUUGGUCCUUGGUAGGAAUGCUGCAGUAAAAAAAUCCAUCUUCUUGGAAUGUGAAUGUCACGUUAGUUUAUGCAUAACUUUGUGUCUAACUAUCCCUGUGUUGGACACGGUCCUCUUCUCUAAAUAACUUUAAUGUGAGUGUCAAUGAAGGUUACAUAAUCUGUCAUGCUUGAUGUGUUGUUUUCACAAAUUAUAAUCAUGAAGCCGCAUGGAAACAUUUCCAAAAUGCAGGUCGUGCCUAGACAACUCUAAAUCUUACAAAGCAUCCUGUAUGGGUUAAUAGUGUCCAUUCCUAGGCAGAUAUAUGGUGCCCUAGAUUCUUUACGCAAGAUCAAAUGGUUGCUUCAUUGCUCGGGAUAUUAAGACUGAGAAACACAAAAAUCUUCAGAGUUAUUCGCACUCAUUUUGAACUUUGACGUUGAUGACAACCAGCAUCGUCCCGAGCAGCCAACUUAAAGAUUAUUUUUCAUAAUUUUUUUUUUGGUAGAACAUGUUCAAUGUGUUCAGAUAAUCCCCCAAUAUGAAAGUUUAAAGGGCAUUCCAGGUAGUCAUUGAUUCCGCAGAGAGUCCUCACCUUUUGUGCAUGUGCAUCGUACACGAGCAUUGUUUUCUUCAAGGAGUGUAACCCAUUAUCGUCUUCUUUAUCAAAUAUCUCAUCUUGCGGCAUUCUCAUUCUGAACUUCUUCAAAUCCAAGGAGUUUGCACUUUCUGCUUAAAUAUUGGUGGGCGAUUUCAUGCUCCACACUUUUGAAAAGUUAGCAUCCUGGAGUGGUAUCUCACGGGAGUAUUUUUUUCCGGAUAACAGGCUGCAAGAUGUGGUUCACAGCGAGAAACGGUUAUAUCUAGUAUUUGAGUAUCUAGACUUGGACUUGAAGAAGCAUAUGGAUUCCUGUCCAGAACUUACUAGAGACCCACGAUUGGUGAAAGUAAUUCUUCCUUGUUCAAAAUAUAUUCAUGCGUGAUUUCGGAUUUCUGGCUACUUACCUUCGCUUUCAGUCUCUGAGAAACAUGAACAUGUGGGCCCUAGGUUCCCAAUUUCGUUGGUGUUUCGUUUUUCAGAUAAUUCUGCAAUAAUAGGUCAUAGUGAUCUUCAUUUCGCCAGUAUUCUCUCACGGUACAUCGAACGUUUUGGGUGACAAUAUCUUUGUCUUCUCGUAUAACUCAUUGCCAUAUUGUUCUUUAGUUUCUUUCUCAAUGCAUGUCUAUCUUUUAACCCAAAAUACACUAGAUUUUCUCCCUUUUUCUGGCCUGAAUUAGUUAUUGCUUGUCUCGGAUGUAUGUUUCACUUUUCUGCAUAGUCACCGGAAAUUCUCAUUAAAUGCAAUAAAAUUAAGGAUCACCUCUUCCCACUUUGCUUCGCUGUUGCUGUAUCCCAGGACGCAUUUUCUUGUUCCAUCUCAUCAGAUCACGCCCUCGAUUUGUUAAUCCGUCUCCCUAAGACGCAUUUUCUCGCUCCACUGCAUGUUUGCAGACGUUUCUCUAUCAGAUUCUUCGCGGGAUCGCCUACUGCCACUCGCACAGAGUUCUGCAUCGGGACUUGAAACCGCAAAAUUUGCUGAUUGAUCGCCGCACCAAUGCGCUGAAGCUUGCAGAUUUCGGAUUGGCUCGGGCGUUUGGAAUUCCUGUGCGGACUUUCACUCACGAGGUACUUCCUCACUUAACCUUUCUUCUGGCUUUGCAGUCGUCCUGUACAUCUUCUCAGACAGGGGUUUAACCUAGAAAGACAUGAUUUUUUUUUCCCCUGUUAAAUACACUAUUAAGGUAUGUUUUCUAGUCUGAUCAAAUGCUUGUUUUUGGAAAAUAAAUUCUGUUCAUGGGCUAAACUGAGUAAGAAAUGGAGGAAAAGAAGCUGAUAAUUUUCUUGUUAAAGCGUUAAGGGUAACCUUACUUUGCAGAGGAAGCAAGUGGUCACUUCUUUGGGUACCAACCCUUUCCAUUUCCUUUUCACAUAUCUGGGGAUUCGUUUCCUCCUUCCCCACCACACAACAUCGCCUCCUUCCAGUUCUUCAGUUCACCAGAUCAGUGAGAACAUGAAAUCAGAUCAAACCAACGGCUCCGGUCGCUAGAGCUUUUGGUGAUUUUGGGGAGCUCGUUGCAGGUGGUGACGCUCUGGUACAGGGCCCCGGAGAUCCUCCUGGGGUCCCGGCAUUACUCUACGCCCGUGGACAUGUGGUCGGUGGGGUGCAUCUUCGCCGAGAUGGUGAACCAGAGACCGCUGUUUCCCGGCGACUCCGAGAUCGACGAGCUGUUCAAGAUCUUCAGGUGCCCCCUCCCACCGAAGAACUCUUCUCCUUCAUCAGCCUCCUCCUCCUCCUCCUCCAAAAGAAAGAAAAAAAAAGGACCCGUUGUGCUUCUCUACCUCGAGCUGACAUUCUUCGACCCCCCACUCCAAAUGAAGAGUUCUCGGCACCCCAAAUGAGGAAACAUGGCCGGGUGUCACAUCCCUGCCCGACUUCAAGACCGCCUUCCCCAAGUGGCCGCGCAAGGUAUAGAUUUCGCCUUUUUCGAUCUUAUUAUUUGGUAUUAAUCCCUAUCUCUUUCCUCAUUAUUUAUUAUUCACGUUUUCUUUUUUUUGGGUGCCCGAAAGGACCUCGCGGCAGUUGUCCCCACUCUUGAUCCAGCAGGGAUCGACCUCCUCUCCGUAAGUGCCGUCAAUAAAUAAAUAAAUGCAUAAACUUCCCGUUAGACUCGACUCAUUGGGCGUUAUUUUGCGUUGGAGGAUGAUAUAUUUAUUUGAAGUAGAUAGAUUAUCUAUAUUACGCUUGGUCUAAAGCCCAGAGAGAUCAUUUAUGCUGACGUGGCUGCAUCGGUGCUCGCGAAUGCCCAGAAAAUGCUGUGCUUGGAGCCGAGUAUGAGAAUCACGGCUCGGAACGCGCUGGAGCACGAGUAUUUCAAAGACAUCGGGUUGGUCCCUUGA